UUAACCAAGGUGGCUCAGCAGUGCCCUGAGCUGAGGAACCUCUUGUCAAUGCGUCCUUUUCUCUCCGUCAUGCAUGCAAAGGCUCACACUUGGAAAUGCGAGAUCAAAUGGGGAGGUGCGUUUCAGGAUGGGGCCGGUUCUACAGUUGGAGAAGAGGUGGAACAAGUAAACAGUUUCCUGUCUAGGGCGGCCAUCACAACGAAGUACAUGUCUAAAGCAGGGCGAACAGACAUGCUGACCCUCCUGGCUUUGGGUUGGAACAAAAGGAAAGUGGAACAACUGGGCCGCACUUUGAGCCAGAGAUAUCUCAAGAUCAUAAGGAUCCUUAGAGAACAAGUGGAGAGCCUGAAUGCGACCAAAAAUGAGCUGGGUGUGGAUGACGACACACUGCAGCAAUGGGUGGCCGAUGUGCAGAAAUGGGCUGAAGAUAGCAACAAGAGGCGACACAGAAUUCGCAAGGUCAUCUUAGAUGAGAAGAAACGCUUGGCGGCUGCUGUUGACGACUACAACAAGCUUGCUGAACCAACAAAGCAAAUUGUAUCCAGUGAUGCCCUCAUCCAGACCGAUAUUUGGCUCUGGCAGAGCACAAGUGAACCUGCUGCUGAACUCCAGACAAAGAGAAAGGUCUUUGAGAAGGUGAUGGCUGUGAGGCGCCUGAGAGAGGAGGAGAUCAUCCUUUGCAGGGAGAUGCAGCAUCACUGGACAGUGUUGCAAAUGCGAUCUGUGGUGUUGGGGACAAUCUCCUCAGACUCCUCCCUUGUUGGCAUGUCGGAGGAUGCACAGAAGGGACUCCAUAGCCUGGUUUUAAAAAAACAAAGUGAAGUGAAAGCUGAAAUGCUCAAAGUAAAGGACAUGUACAAGAGAAUCCUCAGCUACCAACCACUCCUUGAAAUGGACUCGGAGGAGGAAGAAGACAUUCCAGACGAUGCCACUGAGAGUGAUUUGAGCACUUCUGAUGAAGACUGA
Oreochromis aureus is the source of this 966-nucleotide messenger RNA. RefSeq lists its product as uncharacterized. NCBI's taxonomy places the organism in Eukaryota, Metazoa, Chordata, Actinopteri, Cichliformes, Cichlidae. The transcript has 7 exons. Bases 49 to 966 code for a protein of 305 amino acids. The record is from RefSeq and is a predicted model, not a curated record.